ACCAACCACAGUGAUUUUCCAGCAGAGCAAAACGAUUUAAAAUUUUAAACUUAAUCCCAUAAGAAUUUAUAUUAAAAAUAAAAUGCAUAGUCUCCGAGAAACGAUAACAUGUUUACAACGAAGCAAGAUAACAUUGGAAAAUAAUCACUCAUACAAAAAUUGAGACGCUGCCGAGAGGGGAGCAAGACGAUGGAUGUCGACCCACGGGGAUCGGCUGUUUAUUUCGUUCCCCUUCAGUUUGUCGUUUCUUACUGUCGAGCCAAGAGUCAAGAUAGUACAAGUUUGUCGCACAGUGUAUGAUGCGGCAAACGGAUCGAACGAUGAGCAUGAUCCUGCGAAGGCCUAGGAGAGAAUCGGACUUCGUGUUGUCGCAUUUCGGUCACUUCAAGGAACAUCUCUUCAAGUUCCUCGUCAUCGGCGACUAUGGUGUCGGCAAAACUGCGUUGGUCAGAAGAUACACGGAAGGAAAGUUUUCCUCGAAUUACAAGAUCACCAUAGGCGCCGAUUUUGCGAUAAAAACGCUCGAUUGGGAUCCGCACACUAAAAUAAACUUGCAGCUAUGGGACAUCGCCGGUCACGAGAGAUUCGGAUACAUGACCAGGGUCUAUUAUAAAUACGCAGUGGCAGCGGCUCUCGUAUUUGACAUUUCGCGCGGGGCGACCUUUCAAUCGAUGAAGAAGUGGCUGUACGAUCUCAGGGAAAAGAUCACGCUGCCGGAUGGGUCGAAUAUACCGAUCGUUCUUUUGGCAAACAAGUGCGAUAUAUCGGUCGCCGUGACUGACGAGCAGAUUUCCAAGUUCUGCAAAGAGAACAAGAUAAACGCCUGGUAUGCGACCUCCGCGAAGAACAAUACCAAUGUCGAUACAGCGAUGCGCUAUUUGGUGGAGAAGGUUUUGUGUUCGAAAAUCGAUAAUGGUGUACGCGAUUCGAUAAAAUUACAAAAUAAGAACUUGUUGAAACACGAGUCUAGUUGCUGCAAAUAGAGCGAAAUGGACAUUUAUUUUAAGAUUUUAUGAUCACUCGGAGAUAUAUA
Messenger RNA from Formica exsecta, 1033 nucleotides. RefSeq names its product ras-related protein Rab-32-like. NCBI's taxonomy places the organism in Eukaryota, Metazoa, Arthropoda, Insecta, Hymenoptera, Formicidae. Gene Ontology annotation, biological process: vesicle-mediated transport. Gene Ontology annotation, molecular function: GTP binding; GTPase activity. Gene Ontology annotation, cellular component: Golgi apparatus; trans-Golgi network; vesicle. The transcript is spliced from 6 exons. The record is from RefSeq and is a predicted model, not a curated record. The coding region runs from base 297 to 983 and encodes 228 amino acids.